AUGCCACCACGCUGCGUGCGGUGCGCAGGCAACCACGCGUCCAGGGAGUGCCGAAUGACGCCCCAAGACAAGCCAAAAUGCGCAAACUGCAGCGGCGCCCACACAGCCAGUUACCAAGGCUGUCCAGCACACAAGAGGGCCAAGGCCCGACAAACAGGGCAGAUCACAAACAACAAAAACACCUACCAAGCACCAACACGAAACAACACUAACAAAACAACCAGCACCACACAAAAAACGCAAACAGAAGAGACAAAAACAAAACCACGAAACAAAGAAAAAGAAGACAACACAAACACGCAAACUUCCAACCCAAGUACACGGUCACAGGACGACACACGCACCUACGCAAGGGCAGUAUCACCCGCACAGACCCCCACAACAGAAAACACAAACCCAGCAGCAACAACAACACAAACAAGCAACACACCCAUACACCACUUCUCCCAAGCCCUGACAGAAGUCAUCAAGCUCAUGGACAAGCUGAUGCACACCAUGACAAGGAAAUUUGACCAGCUCUCCGCCGACAUCUCAUCGGCAGUUAGGACCUCGCAGACCACUGCGACAACCAGUGAUACACCACCGCAACAUGGCUAG
Schistocerca nitens (vagrant locust) is the source of this 597-nucleotide messenger RNA. RefSeq lists its product as uncharacterized. NCBI's taxonomy places the organism in Eukaryota, Metazoa, Arthropoda, Insecta, Orthoptera, Acrididae. Bases 1 to 597 code for a protein of 198 amino acids. The record is from RefSeq and is a predicted model, not a curated record. The transcript has a single exon.